Molecule: messenger RNA, 1884 nt
Organism: Coniophora puteana RWD-64-598 SS2
Lineage: Eukaryota; Fungi; Basidiomycota; Agaricomycetes; Boletales; Coniophoraceae
Exons: 2
Source: RefSeq, a predicted model, not a curated record
AUGGUGAAUGGAGUGCACAAGAAUACACCUCACCAGUAUCAACCUGUUGAGGGCCUACUCGACAUCAUCGCUGAAAAGUCAGAGAUCAUACGCAUCCUACGAAACAACAAGGCCAACUUGACGAGGAAGCUGGCAACAAAGGCAACAGCGACUGACGACCUGAAGAAGCUGGUGAUGGCGGCUGCGCAUAGCGGGGUGGAUCGUGUCGAUGCGUUAAUGCGUGUCGGGCUCAAGAAUGGAAUGUCAGCACGGGCGAUGCUCGGACUGGUGGGCAAGGCAGCGACGAACCUCUAUAAGCCGAAAGGUUUUACAGCUGAGGAGCUGGCACGCAGCGUCCUCCUCCUGAAGGUUGCAGGACCGCGUGCAGUGGAGAUCCUCCAGCGUUCGACUGGUGCACCAUCCUUGUCCACCACUCGCCGUGUUGCUCUCUCUUGUCCUUUCCAGGUGUCCGCGGGAGUUCCGACAAAGGAAGAAAUCUGCGAGAACGUCAGCAACACCCUCGGACAUGGGAAACGAUGGGCUCUCACCGAGGAACUGAAGGGCUCUGCACCGGAUCCCUUCGCUGAUGUCAGCGGAUAUGUUCUUAUGUUUGACGAGAUCAAGACGGAGGGGAGGUUGCGGUGGGAUGACCGGACAAACAAAAUUGUCGGGGUGGCAAGAGAAGAUGCUGCGAAGGUUAGCUUGGAAUUCAGUGCAAUGGAGGAGUUAGACAGGAUCUGCGACGCCGUGAUCAAGGGUGAUGUACGCUUAGCCACAGAGGCAACCGUGGCAGCAAUCGGUCUUCUCACCGGUAAUUCACGCACCUAUGGUGCCUACCCUGUUAUGGUCUCCGGAACGUGCAAGACAGAACCUGCUGAGCCGCACGCCAAAUUAAUUCAGACGGUGAUUGAUGCUUGCCACUCGGCCACGGAACCUACUCCUGGUCGACUGUAUUGCCUCGCAUCUGAUGGGGAGGCAAGGCGAGGUGCGGCACUGGCGAAGCUAACCCAGAAACGCCCCUUAUCCCCAUCGUCGCGUAUCCAUAAAUACCUCGAAACUCUCCGACUGCUUGAUCUUCUGAUUGGGGAUGACGACGUCACCUGCGACAAAGAUUACAAGCAUAUAUUCAAGCGUCUUCGUAAUCUCCUUUUACGUGCCAUGGGGAUCAUGGUUUUCGGGACUCACAUCACAACAGAGGUUCUGGGCUGGCAUCUCAGGUCCGAGGGGGUGUCUCCAAAUAAAGUGAAGAACCUACUCAACCCGAAUGACAAGCAGGAUGUAGUUCUCGCGUAUAACCUCCUUAAGGCCAUUUGGGAGCUUCCAGAGGCUCGGGAAGGUGCUCACCCUGCAUUCGCGGCAACACGGAGGCAUAUUCGUGUGCUUGGCAGGCUCUUCUACCACUUGGUUUCCCCUUACCUUGCGAUCGAUUUCUCCUUACGUGAUCAGCUGUACCACCUCAGCGCAGCCGCACACCUCCUUACAUGUCUAUACUUGCAUCCUUCUGGUGGUAACAAGUUCUGCCCUCGCGUUCUAUAUGCCGACAUCCAAAUCAUGAUCAAGAACGUCUAUUUUUGCAUCGCCAAAGCAAAGUGUGACCGUUUGUCCGGAAAUUUCUACAUAAUUCACCUCGGCACCGAUCGCCUGGAGACUUCGUUCGGCCUCUGCCGCUCCAUGAUCGGGAAUGACAGCAACGUUGAUCUUGUGCAGUUCGGCCAUCGCGUCGCCAACAUCAUGGAGGCCAAUCACAUCUAUAGAGCAUACCCUGAUUGGGAUCAUACCCCCCGCCGUCUCACGCUGCCACCCUUACAGGACAAAACCGAGCUAUCUGCCAAGGCUGACCAUGUCAAUCCUGCCUCCUGGCGGGGUGACGUUAAUGUCGGUAACGUCUCACUCGCAACUCCAUGG